UCUCACACCAAGUAGAAUGGGUCCAAAAAGUAUAUUAUCGAAAAGUCGAUUCAAAACACCAAUGAGGAACAAAACUAUAAAUAAAUCAACUUAUGGAAUGAUCACGCCCAAGGUUACUAAAAAUCAAAAUUUAAUGCUUAUGAGGAGGCCUGCACAAGGAGAAAUGGCUAUGUCCUUGGCGGGAAGUCCACUCCUGGUGUCCAGUGUUGUUGGCGAAGAAUUGGCCAAUGUUAAUAUACCAAUGCCCGAUGGAAAACAUCUCGCCUUGUUCCCCACACAGUUAGGAAAAAUUGAUCCUGAAGAUUUGCCGAAAUUUGAUGCUGAUACUAAAAAACAAUUACAAAUGCUAGCAGAAAACUUAAGUAAAAUUUGCAAGAUGUGUAAAUAAAUCUAACAUUAAAUACUUUGAAAAUACUCGAUCAAUCUUCAGAUUUGAAAU
Messenger RNA from Ctenocephalides felis (cat flea), 439 nucleotides. RefSeq names its product borealin-like. Gene Ontology annotation, biological process: mitotic sister chromatid segregation. The transcript has 3 exons. The record is from RefSeq and is a predicted model, not a curated record. The coding region runs from base 17 to 388 and encodes 123 amino acids. Gene Ontology annotation, cellular component: chromosome passenger complex; spindle midzone; chromosome, centromeric region. Lineage: Eukaryota; Metazoa; Arthropoda; Insecta; Siphonaptera; Pulicidae.